This is a messenger RNA of Batrachochytrium dendrobatidis JAM81, 1196 nucleotides long. RefSeq names its product protein-arginine N5-methyltransferase. Bases 129 to 1196 code for a protein of 355 amino acids. Gene Ontology annotation, cellular component: nucleus; cytoplasm. The record is from RefSeq and is a predicted model, not a curated record. Lineage: Eukaryota; Fungi; Chytridiomycota; Chytridiomycetes; Rhizophydiales. Gene Ontology annotation, biological process: peptidyl-arginine methylation. Gene Ontology annotation, molecular function: protein arginine N5-methyltransferase activity; protein binding. The transcript has 2 exons.
GAAUAUUUAAUUCUUGUUUAUUUCAAAGCGAAAUACAAAAGUGAUCCGUUUUACAAGAAUUCGGCUGUAGAUGAAUUUUGCUGAUCAACAAAUUAAUAUUCAUUUGAUUCAACUCAGAAUCGGCUAGAAUGGAUCCAACUACUGCUGCACUUGCAGAGUAUAUUUCCAAUCUCACUCCAACAGAUAUUGAAUGUCGUCAGGCCAUUCGGGAUUUCAUACAUGCUGGGGCUGAUACAACCAUCACAUUCAAAAAUCUGACUACUUUGGAGCCAUCAACUCCACAACUUGAAGAGUCUCUGAAAGACCAACAGAACGACUCUGGAUCCUCUUUGCUGCAUUUGGCAGCGUCUAGGGGAAACUUUGAAUGUGUGCAAACUCUACUGCAAGAGGCCCAUCUUUCUUGGAAUAUUCUGGACAGCAAUAAUGUGUCGAUUGGAGAGGUUGCCAAAAAAGCUGGGUUUGAUUCCCUUUAUGAUCGUUUAGUAGAUGAAGGCGUACGGACUGAAUUCCUGUUGUUUGUUCUUGGUCAACGAGUGGUCGAGGACGUCGUUUCCAAUGCAUCGUAUCUGACUCGCAAAUUAAUCUAUUCGGAUGGCCGCCUGCUCGAUUCCGAUGGAAAUGCUGUGAUGAUGGGCUGGGAAGCUCCGUUGAUGUUGAAGCAUGCCCAAGCCAUUUUACCCAAACCCGGAUUGGAUGUCCUUAAUGUUGGAUUUGGGCUUGGUAUUAUUGAUGAAUACCUCCAGGAAUUGCAUCCAGCAUCGCACACCAUCAUUGAGGCUCAUCCUGAUGUAUAUCAGCACAUGAUUGACAAAGGAUGGGACAAGAAACCUGGAGUUCGUAUUCUGUUUGGUCGCUGGCAGGAUGUGCUGGAGAAUCUAGAAACGUAUGAUGGUAUUUUCUUUGAUACAUUUGGAGAGUAUUAUGACGAUCUGAAGGAUUUUCAUCAAGUUCUGCCUAAUCAUCUUCGUGAAGAAACUGGCAUUUAUUCCUUUUUUAAUGGUCUUGCUGGUACCAACCAGUUCUUUCAUGAUGUGUCCUGUAAAAUGGCACAGCUUGAUCUUGCCGAAAUUGGUCUUUCAACCGAGUUUGUCGAGUUGUCCGUGUCGGAGCUUGGUGAUGAUGUAUGGCAAAAUACUAAGCGAGCCUAUUGGUCUCUUCCCAUUUAUCGACUUCCUAUUUCUAGAAUUGAAUUGUGA